AGCCCCGUGGGCUUCUUGGAGCAACAGUGGGAGAAACUGGAGGGAGACAGUGGAUUCUUUUGGAAGCAUUAGACAUUAGGCUGUCUCUAUCAAUUAAAAAUUCCCAGCUCAAGUAAAACGAUUUAAGGAAAUCAAUGACAACUCAGUAUAGACCCAUUAUGAGGCUUGGAGGGUAUCAUCAAACUUGAGCUCCUGUCAACCAGAUUACCUUCUUUGGAAAACUGUCCUCAGGGUCUAAGCACCUCUGGAAGUGAGGUUAACAAGAUAGAACCCCAGGACCUUUUGCGGCAACAGUGGAGAGGGGCAAACCAAUACCACAAGAACAUGAGCCUCAAAUCUCCAACGUCUGCUCUUCCGUUCGAGAACAAAGGCAGCCAUAUCAUGGCUAGAAAUGGAAGCUGUUUUCUAGUCCGCCACACCCCUCAUCCCAGAAGGGUCUGCCACAUCAAAGGUUUGAAUAACAUUCCUAUCUGUACUGUGAAAGAUGAUGAGAACUCACUGGGAGCAUUGUGGGGUGUUGGCCAGUUCAACCACUUAGAGAAGGAUGAAAUACCAUUUGCCGAAUGCAGUUAUGCACCCAGCGCUGCAGCCCCAGAGAGCCCCGUCAGAGGAGUCUCACCAGCCCCAAACAAUGUCAAGGUGCCCCCGCGGCCUCAUUCUGAGCCCUGUAGAAAAAUCAAGGAGUGCUUCGAAACUUCCAGUGAGAAUCCCUUAGCAAUUAAGAAGGAAGAACUUAAGGUAAAAAAGCCACUGUCACCUCCAAAAGCAUGCUCUACUGCUGACUCUUGUUCUUCAGAGUUGAUGAGUACCAAGACUGACGUCAAAGAGAACACUGUUUGCAUACCAAACUAUCUGGCUCAGGAAAUCAAAAUUCUGGCAAAGCUCUGCAACAUUUUACGCACUGAUUCUCUGGCCGAAGUUCUACAGUGGCUGCUUCACGCAAGCUCAAAAGAAAAAGAGUGGGUCUCAGCUUUGAUUCAUGCUGAACUGGCUGAAAUAAACUUGUUGGCCCAACAAAGAAACAUCACAGCAAAUCUAGCUGCAGAGACUAGGAAGCCAGCCAAAGUUAAAUCACCCCCAAAUUCACCUGCAAAAUUGAAAGUGCUGACCAGAACGAGGCAAGGACAUCAACCCACUAGAGUGUCAAGUCAAGGAUCUGAAGGAAAUAAGGAAGUGCCAAAAGAGGCUGAGCACAGGCCUCCAUUGUUUAUAAGAAGAAAUAAUAUGAAAAUGCCCAUUGCAGAAUAUUUCAGCAAACCAAAAUCUCCUCCCAGGCCUAAAAUUCAGGAAAGCUUAUCAACAAAACCAAUGUCUGCAAGGAGUAUGCUACAAGGAUGCAAUCUCUCUCCCCAGAGAGCAUUUUAUCCUUAAACAUUCCAAAGGUAGAAAUUCUAGAUUGAGCAAUUUCCUUCACAGACAUGAGCUUCACUCCAUAACAAUAUCAAAUUAUUUUUAAAAAAUAUUUUGGUAUCAGAGAAUCAAUAGCUAGUGGCACAUGUAAAUCUCAAAGCACCUGUAUAUAAUGCUACUAAAUAAAUAAUAAUGGAGACAGUAUUUCUAUUUGUAGUUAAUUUAGCACCAUGUGUGAAAGAAGUAUGUUUAUUUAUAUACUACAUUUCUAGUCUUGCACUGAUUGUACUUGUACAUAAGCAUAGGGUCCUGAUACUAGGAAAAUCAUCCGUACAAGAAUCAGGCAGCUGCAGUUUGACCCAUGCCCCAAACUCUUGAUAGAGAAAAAACAAAAACAAACACAGAAUUUUAACAUCUGAGCUAAUUUUCACAAUCUACAGUGUUUCAGUGCUGUUGGAACAGAGUGGAUUCUGUAGUGAUAAUGGAAAAAUACUGGCCUCCUCCCAGAAAAAGAUAUAAAAAUUAUCAUUAAUUUAUGAGCCAGAAAGGAAAGAGUUUCUACUCUUUGCUAAUUGUGAAUGAUAUUAACAAAUUUCCUAAUAUUUACCUUUUUUGUAUUUUUAAAAUAAACCACUCUUGGGCCAUGGCUAUUAUUCUUUCAGUGUAUUGCUGGAUUCUAUCUACCAAUUAGCCAAUCUUUUAGAAUGUUUGUGACAAUAUUCAAGAGAUAUUACAAAUUUUGUGUAUGUGUGCAUGGGUGUGUGCAACGCCUUUUUUCUUUUUUUUAGAGAGGGAGUGGGGGGAGAGGUAGAGGGAGAGAGAAUCCUUAAGCAGACUCCCUGCUGAGCAUGGAGCCUGAUGUGGGGCUCUACUUACGACCCUGAGAUCAUGACCUGAGCCGAAAUCAAGCAUUGGAUGCUUAACCGACUUAGCUACCCAGGCGCCUCGUGUCUGUGCGACGUUAAUGACAACAUUUACAUCAUACUUAAUUGUGUGUCAGGAAUCAUUCUAAACACUUUGGCUAUAGUAACAUUUAAUUUUCACAAUAACUAGUUGAGAUAGCUACUAUUGCUAUCCUCUCUUUUUUUUAAAUAAGAAAACUGAGGUGCCGAGAGUUGUGCUCAUUGGGAUAGGAUAAACAGUUGUAAUAAAUGCCUUCUUCCAAAUACGGUAGAGGAUUACUUCUCACAUAAGAGUUCAAAGUGUGUGUUUUGAUGGAGUGUUCAACAAUUUGUUCGUUGCGUAUAACACCCAGUGCUCAUCACCACACAUGACCUCCUUAAUACCCAUCACCUGGUUAAAACUAAUGAUGUACUAUAUGUUGGCUAACUGAACAUAAUAAAAAAAAAAAUAAAAAAACCCAACAAAGUGUGUGUGUUUUUAGUCAGCAGGUGAUUUUGCUUUGCUUGGUGAUUCAGGGGCCCAGGAUCCUUCCAUCUUGUGACUUA
Molecule: messenger RNA, 2798 nt
Organism: Zalophus californianus (California sea lion)
Lineage: Eukaryota; Metazoa; Chordata; Mammalia; Carnivora; Otariidae
Gene: C2H4orf17
Product: chromosome 2 C4orf17 homolog
Exons: 9
Coding region: 325-1371 (348 amino acids)
Source: RefSeq, a predicted model, not a curated record